AUGGUUGUAGUACACAUUGUGCUCUUCAAAUUCAGGCCCGACGUCCCUGACAACGUCAAGGCCACCUUUGUCCGCGAGCUGAGACAGCUGCGCGACCUUCCAUGCGUCCUGAACAAACGUCUCGUCGUCGGCGGGCCGUCCAUCACGGACCCCGUCGAGCGAAGCAAGGGCUACCACUUUGCCCUUGUCAGCUACCACAGAGACGGCGCCGCGCUGGCCGCGUACCAGGCGAGCAGUGAGCACCACCGGGUCACGAGUACAUAUCUCUGGCCGUUUCAGGAAGACGUUACGAGAUUCGACUUUGAGGUGGCGUCGGAGGAUGAGCCAGUCUCUCUCGGAUGGUUGUGA
Molecule: messenger RNA, 348 nt
Organism: Cordyceps militaris CM01
Lineage: Eukaryota; Fungi; Ascomycota; Sordariomycetes; Hypocreales; Cordycipitaceae
Product: Dimeric alpha-beta barrel
Exons: 3
Coding region: 1-348 (115 amino acids)
Source: RefSeq, a predicted model, not a curated record